AGACAGAGGUGAACCAUCCUUAUCCUCCGAGACAAUGGUUAUCAUAGAAAUGGUCGACGUAAACGAGAAUCUACACGCACCGGUGUUCGAUGAUUUCGUCGUGUCCGCGAGUGUAUUUGAAAAUCAACCAAUCGGGACUUUAGUGACCACUGUGCGCGCUAAGGACGCGGAUCCGCUAGGAGGAGACUCCAGGAUUGGAUACACCAUUAGGGGCGGCGACGGCAUUGGGAUCUUCUCCAUCGACAACGAAGGUAACAUCAAGACGAAGGUUAUGCUGGAUGUGGAGUCGAAGAGAGGAUACUGGCUGACGGUGUACGCGCAGGAUCACGGAGUGGUUCCUCUGAGUUCGAGUUUGCAGGUGUACGUGGAGGUGCUGGACAGGAACGACAACACCCCGUUGACCGAAGUUCCAGUCUAUUAUCCAUCGGUUCUGGAGAACUCUCCGGCAGGUGUGAGCGUUCUUCAAAUCCAGGCGUUCGAUCGCGACGUCUCGCCCCAACAAUUCACUUUUUCCAUCACCAGCGGCAAUCCGGAAGGUUAUUUUCUCAUCAACUCCACCACCGGUUUGAUCACGACCAGCGGCCGGAAACUCGAUCGAGAAAACCAAGCGGAACAUGUUCUCGAGGUGACAGUCAGGGACGAUGGAAGGCCAUCUUUGUCCUCGACGACCCGCGUCGUGAUCGCGGUGGCAGACAUAAACGACCACGGUCCAGAAUUCGAGCAAAAGUUCUACACCGUUCAGAUCCCAGCAUCACCAUCUACCGACAAACCACUGUUCCAGAAAUCGAGGAACCGCUCGCGGGAGUUCGACCUUUCGAUCGAUACGUUACUAGAGAAUGGAACUUGGGAGACAUUUAGCCCCGACAGCUUGUCAGGAGAUCCUAUCUUCAGGGUACUCGCGAACGAUAAAGACAUUGGUGAUAACGGGAAAAUCCAGUACAGUAUCAAAGGUGGUCGCGGUAAAGGCAAGUUCAAAAUACAUCCAACUACGGGAAUGGUGUACUCGCAACGUGGAUUUGAAGCUGGACAGGAAUACGAGAUGAUGAUAAGGGCCGCCGAUAGCGGAGAACCGCAGCGCAGUCAUCAAACACGGGUAUCCGUGCAAGUUGUCGAGGUUCCGAAGGAAUCCGAGAAUCCGCCAGUCUUCAAGACGAACAAUCAGACCGUCGAGGUUACAGAAAGCGACGAGGUGGGCUUCCUCGUGGCAUUGGUUCAGGCCGCGGACAAAGAUGGCGAUUCCCUGUGGUAUGAUAUUGUUGACGGUGACAAACGAGAUGAAUUCUUCAUCGGUCGGGACAACGGAAACGUGCUGCUAGCGAAGAAGCUCGAUUGGGAAACACAGAACUUCUACAACCUGACAAUCCGUGUUACGGAUAGCGUGCACACUGCUGAGACUCAACUGCUGGUCACGGUGAUCGACAUCAAUGAUCACCGACCGGAAUUUACCGAGAACAUUUAUCACGUAGACAUUUCAGAAAACGUUGAAAAAGGCGAGAAGAUUCUACAGCUGCAUGCAACCGAUGAAGAUGAAGACAAGAAAGUAUUCUACAGCCUUCACGCUGCCCAGAAUCAAGCUUCCUUGGAAAUCUUCCACGUAGAUUCCGUGACGGGAGCCGUUACAUUGAACGAAGUCCUGGAUCGGGAGACCAUCGAAGAACACGUACUUACCGUGAUGGUAAAAGACCAAGGAACGCCCGCAAAACGAAACUACGCCAGGGUUAUAAUAACGGUACACGAUCACAACGAUCAUGCUCCAGAAUUCAUCAGCGAGAUCAUCCAAGGAAAAGUUUACGAAACUUCUCCGAUUGGCGCUGCCGUGGUACAAGUUUAUGCUAUAGACAGGGACAGAGGAGAUAACGCAAAAAUAACCUACUCGAUUACCUCUGGCAACGUAGGUAACAUGUUCGCGAUAGAUCCAGACUUAGGUGUUAUUCGCGUGGCUCGAGAGCUAGAUCUAAGUGUCUCCUCUGAAUAUAUAUUAUUGGUGAAGGCUACGGAUCACGGUUCUCCAGCUUUGUCCAACACGGUACCUGUACACGUGAUGGUCACCAUGGCUGACAACGCUCCGCCUAGGUUCAUCCAGAAAGAAUUAUCCGCUGAGAUCUAUGAGAACCAACAACUGGGUACAUACGUGAAACACGUGGAAGCUAGAAGCACGUCCUCGUUGCAGUUCGAGAUUGUUCAAGGCAAUAAAGACGACACGUUCUUCAUGAACCCCAGUACAGGCAUCAUCGUGAUUAAGAACGAGCUAGAUUAUGAAAAGACCAAGUUUUAUAACCUGACGGUGGCGGCGACUAACAUGGCCAGCGCAGAGGCACACUGUAACGUAAUUGUCCAUGUUCUGGAUCGAAACGAUAACGCGCCCAGGUUCCUGCAAGCUACGUACAACGGAGAAAUAAGCGAAGGCGCUAGCAUUGGUUCCUUAGUACUCACUAAUUCUAGCACCCCACUGGUCAUAAAAGCAGAGGAUGCUGACUCUGAAUUGAACGCCCUUUUGAACUACGACAUAGUCGAAGAUUUACCUCGAAAGUACUUCCACAUAGAUUCGAGCACAGGUGCCAUUAGAACCGUAAUGGUUUUAGAUCACGAAAGCAUUCCAAAGUUCACCUUCCACGUGAAGGUUUCCGAUCUAGGGAAACCGAAAUUGUCUUCCGAGACCACGGCCAAGGUCAUGAUCGUAGUGACGGAUGUAAACGAUUGUCCACCCAAGUUCCUCGAAAACGACUAUAACACCACUGUACUGUUACCCACGUAUAAAAACGUCGCUGUGAUCCAAGUGAGGGCCGUAGAUCCGGACAGUUCCGAGGGUGUCCCACUCAGGUACGACAUCAUCGAUGGAAACAAAGCGCAUACGUUCGAUAUAGACCCCCAGACCGGUGUGAUCACGAUUUAUAAUCCAGAACGUAUGAAGAAAAGCUAUUUGCUAAGGGUCCGUGUCUCCGAUGGGAAGUAUUCGAACGUUUGCCAGGUGAACGUGAUGGUGGAGAACUCGGAGAACUCCGGGCUGAUGUUCCAGAAGGACGUCUACGAGGGUACGAUCCCGGAGAAUUCGACGAGGAUCACGACCGUCGCGGUUGUGAACGUUUUGGGCAGCGCGCUCAACGAGCACAUCGUCUUCAGCAUUCUGAACCCCACCGACAUGUUCGUAAUUGGACCGACAUCCGGCGCGAUCCGGACCACCGGAAUUAGAUUCGACCGGGAGGUUUGCGAACAUUACGAACUGAUAGUAGAAGCGAAGAGUCAGAUGCCGGGCAAAGAGAAGCCAAGGGUGGCGCACGUGAUUGUGAAUAUCACUAUAUUAGACAUUAACGACAACUGUCCUAUGUUUGUUAACUUACCCUAUUACGCCGUUGUGUCCGUAGACGCGCAAAAGGGCGACGUUAUUACCAAGGUACAUGCAGUAGAUAUGGACAGCGGUGACAACGGAGAAGUCAGGUAUGAACUGAAGAAAGGCCACGGAGAGCUAUUCAAGGUAUGUCGGAAAACGGGCGAGAUAUCCCUGAAACAGAAUCUGGAGGGUCACAAUCGCGAAUAUCAGCUCACCAUUGCCGCAUAUGACGGAGGCAUAACACCGUGCUCUAUCGAGGUGCCAGUGAACGUGAAGGUGAUAGAUCGGUCGAUGCCAGUGUUUGACAAGCAAUUCUAUACGGACAGCGUGCUGGAAAGUAUCGAGAUACAUUCGCCCCUAUCUUUGUCUAUACAAGCUGAGUCACCGUUGAAUCGCAAGCUCAUAUAUAGUAUAACUAAAGGCAACGAUUUCGAGGAAUUCGCUCUGGAUUUCAACACAGCCCCCGACAGUAACAAUGGUCCUUGUGUAAUCUACGUGGUGGACGAGCUGGAUUACGAGCAAAAGAAACAGUACGAGCUGACCGUCCGCGCGACGGACAGCGUAUCAGGCGUCUACGCGGAGGUACUCGUUAGCAUCCUGGUGCUCGACGUGAACGAUUGCCCGCCCGAAUUCACUCAAGACUCGUACAACAUCUCGGUCUCCGAGGCUGCGCCGUUCGGCACUUCCGUGUUGAGAGUCAGCUCCAGAGAUAACGACACCGACAUCAACCAACAGGUUCGCUAUGCAAUUCAAAACGACACGGAAAACAGCACUGACCUGUUCCACAUCGACCCGGAGGAGGGUGUGAUCUUCCUGAAGAGAUCUCUAGAUCACGAGACCCACGAAUCGCACCACUUUACGGUGAUCGCGAUCGAUCGCGGUGUACCCAGUCUCUCGAGCACAGCCCACGUCUGGGUGACGGUGAUCGACAUGAAUGACAAUCCACCCAAGUUCGAACAACCCUCGUACACUUGCUCGUUGUCGGAACACGCGGAAAGGGGUCAGUUCGUGACGGUGGUAUCUGCCAGUGACCCGGACUACGUAGACGAUAAACUCACGUAUACGAUAGUCGGUGGUAACGAGCAACAAACGUAUAACAUCGACCAAUCCACCGGCAUCAUUUCGCUGAUCAAUAUGCAAAACUUUGGCGAGAAGAAACUCAGCAUGCUAAACGUUUCUGUCACGGACAAUGUGUACACCAGCUUCGCAAGAGUCAAGAUCGAGAUAUUGCCUGCUAAUAGACACAAUCCUACGUUCCAAAACCCUAUAGUAGAAGUGACAGUUUUCGAGAAUCAGUUGCCUGGCAGAUUGGUGACGAGUGUGAUAGCCACCGACGAGGAUUUCGGGGAAUAUGGCACGGUGAUCUACACGAUAGCUUCAGAUCUGAUGAAGGAGAUAUUUGACAUAAAUAGACAAACUGGCGAGAUCGUGACUAGAAAGAAGUUGAAUCGAGAAGAGCAGAAGUUGUAUGAAAUACCCGUGAUGGCUACUGAUGGAGGUGGCAGAUCAGGUUUCGUGAUUGUUAGGGUGAAAGUUGGAGAUGAAAAUGACAAUUCGCCCGUGUUUCUGCUGAGAGAAUACAAAGCCAGCAUUCAUGGAAAUUUGACUACUAAUACGCCGUUCCUGAAGGUGAAAGCUCAGGAUGCUGACGAGGAUGACGCUGCGAGGAUUGUUUAUUCGAUAUACGAACUGCAGACUUCGGAAGCGAAAGCGUUAUUUGGGAUUAACCCUGAUACUGGAGCGUUGUUCCUUCAAAAGAGUGCUAUGCCAUGGGAAAAUCAACUAUUCGAGCUCUUCAUUCGGGCGGAAGACAAGGGCGGGGCGACAACACAUCACGCUGACGUUCCCCUCAGCAUUUACAUAAUGGGACCGCAAGAUAUUCCACCUCUGUUUGAACGAAAAGAAGACAAAUUCUUCAUAUCAGAAGCGUCUCCUAUCGGAACACCUAUAACAAGGCUAAAAACCGUGACCAACACUACAGUCACAUACAGAAUAGUUUCUGGAGAUGAAGAUUCUCCACUUUUUAUGAUCGAUGCUAACGGACAAAUUACUUUAGUUAAACCUUUGGAUCGAGAGCUGAAGGAUAAUCAUUUGAUCGGAGUCCUCGCUGAAACGGACUCGAGUCCUCCAUUGACAGCUCUAGCUGAAAUUUCGCUGCAGGUGUUGGAUGAAAAUGAUCAUGCUCCUAAAUUCGAAAGUAAUCCUUAUGGUAUCAGUCUGGCGGAGAAUAUAGAGGAAGGAACAUCAAUUUUGAAAAUUAUCGCGCACGAUGAAGAUCUGGGUAGCAAUGGAGAGGUUCGAUAUUCCUUUGGCUCGGAUAUUGGCGAACUGGCAAAUGUCUUCACUGUAGAUACGUACACCGGGUGGAUAUCGACACUGGUUCUACUUGAUAAGGAAAAGCAACCGGAAUAUAAGUUUCAAGUGGUCGCUACCGACAAUGGAAAUCCAAAGCACUUCGCAAGAACUUCUGUGCACGUAAAGCUGAAGGAUUACAACGACAAUCCUCCCGCGUUCGUAGACGAUCGUUACGAAGCAGCGGUGAACGAAGACGCUCUACCAGGAACGGUCGUGGUCAAGUUAAUCACCAUGGACAAAGAUUCGGACGUAAAUACACCCAUAGAAUUCUACAUAACGUCCGGCGAUUCGAGAUCUCAGUUCCAGAUUAGAUCAACUGGCGAAGUAUACGUGGCAAAGGCUCUGGACCGGGAAACGAUCGAUCGUUAUGAGCUCGAAAUAGUCGGCACCGACGGCAAAUACGUCUUCAAGACGCGUGUAACGGUGCAAAUACUCGACGUGAACGAUAAUCCACCAUAUUGCCUCAGGUAUCGUUAUCGAGAGAUCCUGUCUGAGGGAUCGCAUCCUGGCACGUACGUGCUCACUGUUCUGGCCACUGAUUACGACGACGAACCGAAUGCCAAGUUGCGCUUCUAUUUAACCGGCGACAAUAACGACAAAUUCUCAUUGGACAAAGAGACAGGCGUAUUAAAGACGGUCGGUCAACUGGACCGGGAAACUCAAGCGAAAUAUUCGCUCACAGCGCAUGUACAAGAUAGAGACAAACCAUCUUGGGAAUGCUCCUCUCAGCUAGAAAUUCUGGUCUCAGAUUUGAACGAUAACGCACCGAAAUUUACUAUGCAGACGUAUAGCGCUACACUGCCCGAAGACGUCGAGGUCGGUACCUUAGUAACCAAAGUACAUGCCACGGACAAUGACAUCGGCAUUAAUCGUAAGAUCAGAUAUGAAUUCAUCGAUUCUGCCGAUGGUCACUUCCUCGUCGCAGCGGACAGCGGCAUCGUUACGCUUGGGAAGCCGUUGGACAGAGAAACGAAGGCCAUGUACAAUGUAACUAUACAGGCAGUUGAUCAGGGCACCCCUCAAUUGAUGAGUGUUACUUCGUUAAUUGUCAACGUGCAGGAUAUUAAUGACAAUCCACCGGAAUUCGCGUCGAAGGUGUAUUUCUCAAAAGUUCCUGAGAUCUAUGCAGUUGGAACGGAAGUAGCUCGAGUUCUUGCAACGUCUAAGGAUACUGGAGUCAAUGCUGAUGUUUACUAUUCGAUCGUUGGCGGAAAUGAACAUAAGAAGUUCCAGAUAGAUGCCCGUAGUGGCGUGAUUACUAUUGCGGAGCAAUUAGAUUUCGAACGUGCCAGAGAUUAUUUCUUGACGAUUCAAGCUAUAGAUGGAGGCAUUCCUCCUUUGAGUAAUCACGCUACGGUGAAUAUUACCGUGAUCGAUAGCAAUGACAACGCGCCGAUAUUCAGCGAAGUUUCAUACAGAGCUUCUAUACGGGAAGACGCAAAGAUUGGAGAAAAAGUUACGCAGGUAUUCGCAAACGACUUGGAUAGCGAGGAGAACGGGAACGUGUCUUAUUACAUCGAACGAGGUGACAGGCAGAAGCAAUUCUCGAUCGAUGAGAAAACAGGACAAAUUACUGUCGCCGCAUCAUUGGAUCGCGAAGAAAUCGGUAAUUACGUGUUGGAGGUUCACGCCCGUGACAGCGGCAUACCUAGGCUAUCCAGCUUCGUGAUGGUAAACAUCGAGAUUCUAGAUGCAAAUGACAACCCGCCGCUGUUCUCCCUCUCAAAUUAUACCGCGGUAGUGCAAGAAGACAAGCCCCUUGGCCACACCGUAUUACAAUUCGUGGUCACAGAUGCAGAUAUUGAACCGAACGCCGCUCCAUACACCUUCGACUUCCGUUCCGGGAACGAGGGUGACGCGUUCAGAUUAGAACAGGACGGCACACUGCGAACUGCUACCAAAUUCAACAACAGGGUCAAAGAUAAAUACGAGUUGCACAUACGCGUCUUUGACAACGGAAGCCCACCUCUCUAUUCCGACGCAUGGGUCGUGAUCAAAGUGAUCGAGGAAUCCCAGUAUCCUCCAGUAAUUACGCCUCUAGAGGUAGUUAUUAAUUCCUACAUGGACGAGUAUCCUGGUGGGAUCAUCGGAAGGGUUCACGCAACGGAUCAAGAUCAAUAUGACACGCUUUCGUACAGUUUGGUUCCAUCGUCUCCUAUCCCAAACGACCUCUUCAAAAUUGACAAAAUUGAUGGCACUUUGGUUGCCCUUCCGCGUCUCGAUGUUGGCGAAUACAGGAUAAACGUCAGCGUAACGGAUGGAAAAUAUCAUUCGCAUUCUAUCGUUAAAGUAAAUGUUGAUUUGGUAACGGAAAAGAUGUUGGAGAAUUCUGUAAUUGUAAGAUUCAGAGAAGUCAGUCCGGAAGAUUUUAUAUUAAGUCAUCGUAAGGGAUUCAUUAGAACCGUGCGCAACGCGAUGAACUGUAGAUUAAAGGAUAUCGUUAUUAUCAGCGUCCAACCUUCUACAGACGAAGUGAAUCUAAUUAAAUCUCGCACUAUUCGCCAAACCAUACACAACGAUCUGGACCUCCUAUUCGCGGUGAAGAAGAGCUCUACACCUUUGGGAUCACCGACCUUUUAUGGGUCUGAAAAUAUACGGGAGGCGUUAAAUCAGCGUAUCGAAGAACUCGAAGAAUCGACGAAAUUAGUCGUGGAAGAAAUUGUUAGAUUUAAAUGUAACAAAGAAUACUGCGUUUAUGGGGAUUGCCAAGACAAAAUUGUUCUCGACAUCACACAAAUAACACCUGUAGCUACUGACGUAAUGAGUUUCGUGUCCCCGCGACACAGACAUAAGAUGGAGUGCAGUUGCAAAGAGGGAUAUGCCGGGAAUCAUUGCGAGGUAGUCGUCAACGAAUGCGCCAGAGAUCCUUGUCCACUGUUUAAAGUCUGCAUUCCCGAUUCUUCGGUUCAAGGAUACUCGUGCCAAUGCCCUGAAGGUUUCGCCGGGCAAACCUGCGAUAUUGACAUCUCCAAGUGCCAUGACGAGUCUUGCUACAUUCCACGAAACCCCAUAUCGUUUAGUGGCAAGAGCUAUGCUCGUUAUAGGAUCGAUAAAGCCCUCAUCAAACAGACUAUCGAGGACCGUCUCAGUUUAUCUUUAAGGAUCAGAACAGUGCAAUUGACCGGAAACUUGAUGUAUGCAGCUGGUAAGAUCGAUUAUAAUAUACUAGAAGUCGUGAAUGGAGUUGUUCAAUACAAGUUCGAUCUGGGCAGCGGAGAAGGCUUGGUUCGCGUGAGCAGUGUAUACGUGAGCGAUGGACAGUGGCACGAAAUCCAAUUAGAACGAGAAAGCAACAGCGCCAAGUUGACCGUUGAUGGAAAGCACGUAGCUCAUGGAUCUGCACCUGGUAUCAACGAUAUCCUGAAUCUUCAAUCUGAUGAUCUUUACUUGGGUGCUGAAGUUAGACAACAUCCAUCAGUUUUGGGCUUCGAGGAUGUUCAACGUGGUUUCAUAGGAUGUAUGGAUGAUGUCAGAAUCGCCAGAGUAUCGGUACCGUUACAUAUGAGUGGCGCUAGCAGUGUCGCUGUCUUAAAACGCUUUGCAAAUGUGGAAUUCAGCUGCGACGCUGCAACGGUUUUGGUGCCCCCAGGGAUCUGUGGUUCGCAGCCCUGUCAGAAUGGCGGAACAUGUAAAGAUUCUGGUGGCGACAACUAUGAGUGCCAAUGUCACAGCAGAUUUGCAGGGCUCGCUUGUGAAAUUGAUACCGAUCCUUGCGCCUCUUCACCCUGUCUCUACGGUGGUCGUUGCAAAAUCGUACCAGAGGGAGGUGACUUCACUUGCGAAUGUGUUGGACCAAGUCUGAGUGGGAAACGCUGCGAAUUCGGAAGAUAUUGCAGUCCAAACCCGUGCAUUCACGGUGGAGUUUGCGAGGAAGGCAAUAAUGGGCCAAUAUGCAAAUGCCAAGGAUUCAUGGGAGAACGUUGCGAAACAGACGUUAAUGAAUGCGACGCCAAUCCCUGCACAAAUGGAGGAACCUGCGUGAACGAAAUAGGGACCUAUAGAUGUAUCUGUCCUCCUAAUAUGACCGGAUUAAACUGUGGAAAUCCGGCGUAUUCUACACCAAUUAUAUCGAGCCACUUUAAAAUCACAUGGGAGCAGUUAAUGUGGAUUGGCUUUGCAGUAAUAGUGAACAUAUUCCUGAUCAUCAUAUUCUUCGCCUUCCGACGGAUCAGGAUGAAACGCACGAGAGCACGGACGAAUAACAUCAACAAUGAGACCAGGAAGCAAAUUGUUUUAAAUUCAGCGCGACCUCAUGAGCACGAGUUCAAACGGAGCUCAAAAUUGAGCAACCUGGAAGUGAUACAGAGAGAACCUCCCCAAUGCCCUCCUAGACCCGCUUCCUAUACUCCCAGCUCGAACAACGAGCCAGCCGCGUACGGUAACUCGGCAGCGGUGGCACUAAAUAAUUUAGACACGCUGCGAAGUUAUGGCAGCGCCGGUGACGAGCUGGAGAAUUUCCCGCCAGAUUAUUUGAGAAACCUAAAUCGCAGCACACCUGUGCCCCCUCCGUCCUUAACCCUCGCUAACCCAGUCGGCGGAAACGCUACAGGCAGCGACACGGAUAGCCUUCAUAAGCCGAGCUGGCAAGAGCAGAUGCAACUAGCUUCCUUCAUCACGGACACGACAAAGAUAAAAAAUGACCUGAAACGAGCGAGCCCAGUGGUACCGGAGCUGACCACUGGAGGACUUCUACUAAAUCCUUCUCGACGCGUGCCUCAUGGAGGUGGGACCUCCGUUGCCUCCAUGACGUCCAUCGAGGAUGAUCCUCGUAUAGUCGGUGACUGGGUCAGGCCAAGCCAAAACCCCUUGCCUAAUAUCACGGAGGUGCCUGGAAGCGAAGUACCAGACUCGUCCAGCUUCCACAGCAAUGAGAGUAACGAAUCAAACACUCAUCAGUUACCGUCAGUGCACGGCUCUGUAGAUCCAGCGAGGGACAUCGAGACGUUGAACGAAGAUCAAGAAUCAGAGUACGUCGGGGACUCGGAAUGCGGGACUGAAUUUUCUGAGCAGUAUCAGUGCGCGGAAACGCAACGUUUAAAUCCCUUGGAUAGCGGCGGCGAGGGAGAAUACAAAUAUAAAGGUUCCGAAAGUUAUCUCCGUCAUCCAAACUCUUAUCUACCGCAUUACAACAUCCACACGGACACGGAGAACGAAACAAAUCCUUUGAAUGGACGUCUUAGUACUUUAGAAUCCGACGAGGAGGAAGACGAUGUAGUGCCUUAUGGUUUCCCAAGCACCCGACGCAACCGAUGCCACAAGGGAGACGAGGUCGACGAAAUCGGUUCGGUAAUCACCACGCUCGAAGAGAGAAAUUCAUUAUUGGGCGGUGCAACCAGCAACAGCGACUUAUCAACCAACUUAUGCGAAAUUGACGAUUCCGAAUACGAGAUCGCCGAUCAAAAGAGCAAUGGCCGCUUGUGGUUGUCGGGGAAUGGUAUCACGCAGACCUCGGUGUGACAAACAGUGGUGCCACGACUUGAGAACAGACUGAACGUGAUCGUGUUUUUCUGUGCUUCUUGAACAAAGACAGUGCGAAUGUUAUGUGAAUAUACGACGAAAAAAUAUUGUACAUACGUAUUAUCGAAUCAGAGGUAGAGAGAAAGAUAGAAGGUCUGUACAGAGGCAGCUAUGAAUAUAAGGAAAUUGAUGAAUACGAGCUAAUUAAAGAACGGUAUGGAAAUAAUCACAUACUGAGCCAACGGUGUGCACCGUUCGCACAUCGUACCUCAAAUCUCCUAUGUAGGUAGAGCUUAGGUACUUUAACGUACUUAAUUCAGCGAUCCUCGAAACAAUUCUAUUGAGCCGCAAGUAUGAAAAUGAACGUACAUGUAUCUGGGAACAAUUCUUGUUUUCAUACGACACUUACGUUAUAUAUUUCAUGGUAAUUAAAAUAGGGCCAUUCAACGAAUUGGUAAGGAAGUUGGUUACAAAACAUUGCAUAUUCUAUCGAAGACGCAUUCAUUUUAUAGACAAGUUACAUUCUAACGAUUUUGCGAUAUAUGGACCAUUAGGAGUUUCGUUUAACGGUAAAACAUCUUUUCAAUUCUACCAGAGGGGAUGAGGUUUAGUAAAAAAAAUAUAUAAUAUACAUAUGUAUAUGUAUACAAUAUGAAAAAUAUAUGUAUACAUAUAUAUCGUGACAACUAUACGCAACUAUUACGAGUAAGAAAUUAUCUUGAUUAAGGAUAAAAUUUGUUACUUGAGAGAAGUAAAUUUAAUCACGACCGCGUUGUCAGACCAAUGACUAUUAUUUAAUGACCUAUCGUUUAAAUUUAAAACUUAUCCACAACUAUAAUUCCACUGCAAAAAAAAUACAUAGGUACAUUUAUGUAUUUUUACUAUUUGCUAACCGACUUUAUUUUGGUUACAUACGAAAUAAACAGAAGGACUACUUAAUAAUAUAGAUAUAAGUACAGCAUAGUCUAGUGAGUAAAUGAAUUGACUCUAGUGAAAAAAACAGUGCUCUGCUUCUAGGGCGAAUAUAUGUGCAUGUCUGCUGGCGUUUACUGCAGCAAAGCACAAUAGUUAAAGAGAUAUGAAAUAUUUUUACUGUGAUGAUAAUAAUGUUUAUACAAUGAUCAAAUACUAUGACUUGUAUGAUAAUGAUUGUAAUAUUAACUAUCCAACGUUUUUUAAAAGAAAAGAAAUUAAAAAAUCGCGGAAGAUAGUAUUCCAUUUCCGCGCGUACGUAUUGCUAAGUCAAUGUUCUAUUCGUUUAACUGCAUCUAUUUUAUUUUCCCUCUCUUCUUUUCUCAUUUCUUAUUUCGAACUUUUCCUUCCAUUAGUCACCAUCGGUUCAACAGACAUAACUGCAUAUAUGGUGCUACUACUUACAUCACGCUUUAACAUUUUUAUCUACUCGAUAAGACUGCUCAGCAAUGUGAAUCGUACGCAAUUCAUCGACACUCUUAUCAUGAAUUACAUAGUUCUCACGCUGUUAUUUUUCAUCAUGAAAAUCUGUCCAAGUAACGAUAAUGAAACAUUUUUUGAACUGCCAACUUAAUAAUAAAUGCCGUACGAACAAAGGUAUUUCCCUUGAUUAAUUUGUGUAGUUAAGCGUGACACACAAAGGGUCAAGAAACUGUUAUUUCUGUGCCUAAUAUCUUUUAAAUACCGUGUACUUCCAUGCAAGAUAAGUUUUCUUUCCGUUGGACAAAUAUUUUAGCGGCAGCUUAAUUGGGAGAGGUGUACACGUUCUUUUUAUACAUGUAGAAUUCUACUGGCAAAUUUAUUGUUUAUGUUCCUGUUCUGUAAAGAAUGCUAGCCAUCUUAUUCUACAUUUAGUGGGAUAAAUCAGUAAACCACGUUAAUAAUAAUGUGAAACAGGGUGACAUAUUCUUUUUUUGUUUUGACCAAGAGGAAGAGAAAAUUGUCUUCUUCUUAUAUAAGUUUGAAACAGCUGUGCCUCUCCUUUCUGAAAUUUCAAUGCAAUUACUUACACGGAUACAAUUGAACAUAGACAAUUUAUUCUAUAUUAGAAUGAAAUAUAUAAGAAUACUGUACAGUUUUAACUUAACAAAUUGUAUCAGAAUCAACAUCAACACGCAAUGAAAAUUUCAGUUUGCGUCGAAGCACAGCGAGGUUCGUAACUGUUAAGAUUAGUUUUAUAUUUUACGGAUUAACAAUGAAAACAUAUUGGUUAAAGACUGUAAACUGAUGCGGAUGAAAAGAGAUCAUCCAUUUAUAAAUAUUGUACCAAUCAGUUUGUAAUCAUGUGGACGUUACAAAACAUUUGGUUGUAAAGAUAAAAAUAAGGGAGCGCAAUAUUUUAUAGAAGUUCUGACCGAUUAGCGAUAUUAAGGUUUGGACGAAACGUUUUCGUAAAGUAGGAUUUAAUAAUUUCGCACUAUUAAUGGUUUAAGCAAUCGGAAUUGAUCGAAACGAAUAAUUUCAUUUGUGUGCGUUUACUUUUUUUAUUUUUCAAACUACUUAUUAUGGAUCUUUAUACUUGACUAUAAUUUAUAAAAUAAUAAAUAGUUCCAGUUAUUUCUUAUUUUAUUGUAACUUGCCAUAAUUAUACGACAAUGAAGAAUGUAGGAAAUUAAACACGAAAAAGAUGUGGGUACAACUUCCAAAUUCACCGCAACUUAGCCCUGCUAAUAGGAUACAUAUCGAUAUCAUGAAAUCCUUCAAACAAUGAGGAACUUGACUUGUUAUAAUUAGAAGGCUAUAAUUAAUUUGUACAAGAUCAACCUAUUGUAAUAAAUAAUACAAUCUUGCCUA
Messenger RNA from Bombus impatiens (common eastern bumble bee), 13906 nucleotides. RefSeq names its product fat-like cadherin-related tumor suppressor homolog (gene kug). The transcript is spliced from 23 exons. NCBI's taxonomy places the organism in Eukaryota, Metazoa, Arthropoda, Insecta, Hymenoptera, Apidae. Gene Ontology annotation, cellular component: catenin complex; plasma membrane. Bases 35 to 11140 code for a protein of 3701 amino acids. Gene Ontology annotation, biological process: homophilic cell-cell adhesion. The record is from RefSeq and is a predicted model, not a curated record. Gene Ontology annotation, molecular function: calcium ion binding; cadherin binding.